ACUUGCAGCUUGAAGUUGUUGAAGAGCGAUCAAUUGCUUCCGAUGAGUCUCUGUCUAGCUUCAAGUUGUAGAGGUUACUUACUGACUAUACUCCAUGAAAUGCUGUAUCGAUUGUCCAGCACCGGCAGGUCCCUAUUUUCUUGUUAUACUUGUAUCUAUCAGAAUUCCUCGUGGAAUUCAUUGCCAGCCUUAUGAAACCGUCGAUCGUCCUUAUUCUAGCCUUUCAUGUUUGUGACUGGAUCGACACUGCACAUCAUUCGAUCACCAAUGGAAAAGCAGAAACAUACCUCACCAGUGUAUUGCUGUGUACAAAUUUACCGGCCUCCUCUGCGGGGUUCAUCGCCAGGAUUAUAGCAAAUUUGAGCACCAGUCGGCUGAUAUUAAAAGGCGCAAAGGGUGUGCUAUCAGGUGAAAAUUUGAAAAUGCAAACUACUACUACUCACAAUGAGAACGCAGGUACUCUCUUCAUUGCAGCAGGCCACGGUCUCUGUGCAACUCUCGCCAUCUGGCUGACACGCACCGACAGACAUUAUAGAUGUUGCCAGCGCAAUAAUAACAGUGAGGAAAGAGAAGCGCAUUGUUUGUGCGAGGUGGUGUGAGGUACUCCAAUAAUUUCUUUGGGCACCAUCAUUGGGCAUCCGGUCAUUACGUGAGAAGCUGAGCUAGUCUCUUGCUCAAUGCCAGC
Suillus fuscotomentosus is the source of this 685-nucleotide messenger RNA. RefSeq lists its product as uncharacterized. Bases 192 to 599 code for a protein of 135 amino acids. The transcript has 2 exons. NCBI's taxonomy places the organism in Eukaryota, Fungi, Basidiomycota, Agaricomycetes, Boletales, Suillaceae. The record is from RefSeq and is a predicted model, not a curated record.